This is a messenger RNA of Folsomia candida, 2819 nucleotides long. It is a transcript of the gene Cul2, whose product is annotated as cullin-2. Gene Ontology annotation, molecular function: ubiquitin protein ligase binding. Bases 378 to 2627 code for a protein of 749 amino acids. Gene Ontology annotation, biological process: SCF-dependent proteasomal ubiquitin-dependent protein catabolic process; protein ubiquitination. Gene Ontology annotation, cellular component: Cul2-RING ubiquitin ligase complex; SCF ubiquitin ligase complex. The transcript is spliced from 17 exons. Lineage: Eukaryota; Metazoa; Arthropoda; Collembola; Entomobryomorpha; Isotomidae. The record is from RefSeq and is a predicted model, not a curated record.
UCUCUUUCCACAUUUUUCUUCGUCCUUCACUCACCCCGACUUUUACAACUUACCAAAACAAACAAACUAUAAUUUGGAUUUCGCAUGUACAAACUUAAUCAGAUCAUCAGCAAAAAUUAUUAAUAUUUGUGUUAAGGCGGCUGUGGUGGUGGUGGUUGGUCAAUGAAAUAAAUGUGCCGUAAUUAGAUACCAAACAUAAGACUUAAGUGGCAAAUAGUGAGGUGAAGUGAAUUGCAAACAACUUCAUAACAAUUACGCAACGCUACUAUAUCCAAUUCACAAUUAAUAAUUUACUUAUCUUUCCGCAAAGACAAGAACGGCGGCUAGGCACAGAACAUUAGUGAAACGGCCAGUGCAAAGUUGGGUUGAAAAUUAAAAUGUCGUUGAAACCUCGUCAAGUUGAUUUUCUGCAGACGUGGGACAUUCUUCGUGCCACGAUUGAAGGUGUAAUUACUCUCACAAAGGUUAACAGGGCAGAGUGGAAUGACAGAUUCAGUGAUGUGUACUCGUUAUGUGUGGCGCAUCCUGAACCUUUUACAACCGAGUUGUACAACGAGACCAAGGCCUUUUUGAAAAAGCAUGUUCUUGACCUAAGAAAUGAGCUGGAUAAGCAUGAAAACAAUUCUACACUCUUGAAAGUGUAUUACGACGUUUGGAGCAAGUACAGUCAAGGAAUUGGAUUUCUGAAUCAGUUGUAUUGGUAUUUAAAUCAGCAGCAUGCUAAAAAAUCCAAGCUCACUGAUGCGGAUAUUACAUAUGGAGGUGCAUAUUCAGAGGCACCUGGACAAAUGGUCGAAAUUGGGGAACUUGGACUCGAGAUUUGGCGACAGGACAUGUUGGAAAAAAUUCAGGAUCGAAUAAUUGAUCUAGUCUUGGAAGCCAUUAGGUCCGACAGGAAGGGAGAUACCUCAGUUUCAACUUCCACGGUUAAUGGUGUUAUUCAGUCCUUAGUUUCAGUUGAGGAUCCGAAGCAUCGUAUUCCUGGCGACCCUCGUGCUUCUGCAACGUUUUAUGAACGAGCUUUCGAAAUUCCAUUUCUUCGUGACACCGGCAACUAUUACAAACAAGAAGCGGAUAAACUUAUGGAAGGUUUGUCAGUCUCGGACUAUAUGGAGAAAGUAAUCCAAAAGUUACAUGAAGAAGACAUGAGAGCUCGACGAUAUCUCCACCCAAGUUCCUAUCAUAAGCUGAGUUCAGAGUGUCACAAACGACUGGUUGAAGAUCAUUUGAGUAUCUUGCUAAAGGAAUGUCGCAGCAUGGUAGAGUCUGAUAACAAAAAGGACCUAGGAAACAUGUACUGCCUAUUAAAGCCCAUUUCUGCCGGCUUAAGUCAUUUGGCCGAGUCUGUAGAGUCUCAUGUCAGAAAAGAAGGGUUAGAGUCCGUGCGGGCGCUGAAACCAGACACUGCCCAUGUGGAUUUCGUUGAUAACGUCAUUAAUGUUUAUAAAAAGUACAAAGAAGUCGUUAGUGAAGUCUUUAAGUCUGAUCAGCUCUUCAUUAGUGCUCUCGACAAAGCUUGUACGGCCAUUAUAAAUUUCAAAUCAUCUGCAAAAACACCUUGUCGAUCACCAGAAUUGCUUGCAAGAUUCUGUGAUUCUCUAUUAAAGAAGUCCAAUAAAGGAUUCACAGAAGCCGAAGUCGACGAAAGACUGAAUCAAUCGAUUACAAUUUUUCGCUAUAUAGACGAUAAGGAUGUAUUUCAAAAAUUUUAUUCUCGGAACCUUGCUAAACGUUUAAUCCACCAACUUAGUGUGUCUAUGGACUCAGAGGAAGGAAUGAUCAAUCGCUUAAAGCAAGCAUGUGGUUACGAAUUUACCAACAAGCUACACCGAAUGUUUACUGACGUUACGCUAUCCGCAGAAUUAAGCACCAAAUUUAAUGAUUUUCUUACAACUGACGCUAUCCAACUUAACGUGAAUUUUUCUAUAUUAGUACUGCAGGCUGGGGCGUGGCCCUUACAGCAAAAUCCAUCGCCUUUCUCUAUCCCACAAAUUUUGGAAAAAUCAGUUCAAACAUUUGAAACCUUUUACGGAAAGCAGUUUAACGGAAGAAAGUUAUCGUGGCUUCACCAUUUGUCGACGUGCGACGUAAAAAUAUCGUAUACGAAGAAAACUUACAUCAUAAUCAUGCAAACAUUUCAACUUGCUAUUAUGGCUUUGUUUGAAAAAUCUUAUGAAUUGACUUUCUCUGAAAUGCAACAAGCUACUAUGUUGAAUGAAGACACGCUAACUCGUCAUAUUCAAAGUCUAUUGGACUGUAAAUUACUGGAAUCUGAUGGCCUCAUUACAAAAGAUAGUGUUGUGAAACUCAACAAGGAGUAUAAUAACAAAAAGACCAAGUUCAAGAUAUCUGGUGCAGUCCAGAAAGAAACGCCACAAGAGGUUGAACAGACCCACGUUGCAGUCGAGGAAGAUCGCAAAAUCUUUAUGCAAGCAGCAAUCGUUCGAAUUAUGAAGUCACGAAAAGUAAUCAAGCACAACGUUCUUAUCCAAGAGGUGUUGUCCCUCUCAAACGGUAGAUUUUCCCCCACGAUUGGAGUAAUCAAGAAAUGCAUCGAAACACUUAUUGAACGUCAAUACUUGGAAAGAACCCCCAACUCUGCUGACGAAUAUAGCUACAUUGCAUGACCAAUUUUAUCAAUUGUUAAUUUCAUGAUGCUAUAUGUAAAAUUGCAUUGUAUUGAUCUGGUUUCUGUUUUAGUCAGUGCUGCACGUAUCAUGGUCUAUUACACAUUACAUACACGUUGUAAAAAACAUGUAAGACGUACGCUACUUCUUUGUGUCACGACGAUACAAUAAAAAAAAUACGCAGCGCGAUAC